ACCGUGCACGGUCAAUAAACUGUCUCCGUCUAACGAAUCUCGUACAUAUUUCCCUUUAUUUCCUGUCAUUUUUAAAAAAUUCAUCGACAUUCCAUCGAACCGGUUCUCUAUUAGUCGAACAGUAAAACAAGGAAUCGCGCGGACAAAGGAAAGAAGAAAGAAAAUAUUCCAUUCGAUGUUGGCCGAACGAGAGACACGAUAAUCUCGGGCAAUCAUAUGACUCCUCCACACGUGACUUUAUUUACAGUUGACUGAUACUCGCGAACAUGUAUGGUGCAGUUCCUUGUGACAUGAUAGACCGAAAACGAAACAAAGUUAGCGAGCAAUGCGGUAGUUACGAGCUGUCAUUAGUUUAUGAUGCCUUUGCUUGAUAAGCUGUUCCCUUCGAGGAAGAGUUUCAAAAAUAACGCUCAAACCGUCGUAGCGUCAAAUAUUGGAACGGAAGAGGAUGAUAGAAAUUCCGCCUUAUGUCUUGGACCGGGUCAAGUUCGGAUCCUGUUAUUCCGGGAAUGCGAGUGGCGUGGAAGGAAGUUAUUGUUCGAUUCCCUUCCUCUGGAAAAACGAUGGUGCAAAAAUCAAGCGUCGUUUGAUCUCAAAAAUAAUAACGACUCGGUUAACUAUUCAAACGCUCGCAAUUUUGAGCGGCAAAAGACGGCCGAGGAUGAUGUCAGUUUAUUAAGCGAAAUGGUAUUCGGUACCGUGGCGAUGACGUACAGAGGGUCUUCGUUUAAGAUUCACUCGAUGAAUUCACCGCCGUGUAUCAUGUGCACAAAAGUUUUCCCCGCCACGGAACACAACACGUGCAAGCAAAGUGAGAGAGUAUCGGAUGAAGGAUUAGGUCGUUCCGUGAAUUUGGAUUCCAAUUCCAGUCUGCGAACACUCUUGUCUAGACCAAGUUCCGGCAACUUGUCAGGGUCUGAAUCAAACGCUGAACCUAGGAAAAAUUCUACUUGUUCCAGUACUGGCAGCGGAUGGGACAUAGACAUACCGCCACCGACGGGCAGUUCACAAUCACUGGAGAGCAAUGGAUCUUCCGGAAUUGGUAGCCUUUCCAGUUUACGUCGCAGAUGGUUGCGAGCAGUCUCCACGUCUUUAGCACGAACGGACUCCGACGAUGCUUUUGGAAUGCAGUAUUGGAAUGAAAAUGGAAAUGAGAAUAAAGAAACUCCUGCUAAGCGUCAUAAGACCAGACUGGGACUAACGAUGUUAGUGCGAUUAGUUGAAGGUCAUGAAAGAAAGAUAGAAGCUUGUCUUCUAGAGCACAUGGCUUUGUUAGAAGGAAUGUUAGAUCGUUUGCGGUAUUUCUGUAUCGAGCCGAAUAACGUUAGCAUUCAGAAUAAAGGAAUGCAACUUCCCGAACGGCUUUACAGAUCUUCUUUUCAAUUGAUUUUCUCGUUACUGCGUUUACUUACAAAUGUUAAUACGAACCGGAGCUCGCGCACACCUUUACUGUGGCAUGAUGUAUUACUUAAUUCAGUGAGAAUAGAGCACAAAAUGAGUACAUUGCAUUAUAGUUUACAACAAAUGUGUCAGUUGCUCGAAGAUAUUGACACAAAAUCGACUAACUUUUUUUUAAGUACAGUUGUGACUGCUGUUUUAACGUACCAUCUUGGUUGGAUAUAUACUACACUGCCUGUUCAAGAUCGACAAUUGAUGGAAAAGUUAGGUACUUGGUAUCCCUGUAAUCCAUUGUGGGCUCAAUUGGGUGACCUGUACGGGGCGUUAAGUAACCCCAUUAGGAUAGCGCACACUGUCGUUGCCGGUGAUCCACAAAAAACCGAUCUGAUUAAUUCUGUUCUAUCUUUUUUAUCAUAUUUCAUUCGUAGUGGACUCGUGCAGAAACGAAAAGAAUACUGCUGCGUUAUUGAAGAAGAUAUCCAAGAAGCUGCAAACAUUUUAGAACAAGCAAGAAUAAAACGUCCGCAUUUAUUUAAUUCGAAAGUAACGUGUAAUGAUCGAGAAACUUCAACAUCUCGACGUAUACCGCGUUCAUCUACGAGGAAAAAAGUUCCAGUAGAUCGUUCGUAUGACGUGGAAAAUGAUAGUGCCACCAUGCAGGGCUGUUACUCUCAAUACAACGUUGAAAGAUUAGGAGCAGAAGGUUCUGUUAGCUCUCUUAAACGCAGCACCACAAUGGAAACGAAUCUUGAUUCGUUUAUGCUAAAACCACUAAAAUCUGAAAGAGAUACGAAGCUCAUGACGAAAGAAUUUUUUUGGGACGAUAAUGCAAACGAGAAGGUCCCUAUCGACGAGAAAACUUGUACGUCGAGCAAAGUUAAAAUAGUUGUGAGUGAGAUUGCAUCGCAAGAUGCUGACGUAACUAAGACUGACACACAAUACUGUUUCGAUUUUCCGUUGCGGAACUUCGAAAAAAAGGUAGGGGACGAUGGUACUGGUGAAGCAUUCACGAAUUCUAAGAUAGAUGCUUUGCAAGAAUUUGAUGACCCGUACGUCAAUACGUUAAAAUUAUAUUCUGCUAGGCCAGAGUUUGAAACUGGUCCAGGCACAAUGAAUGAAAUGAAAAAUUCGCAUGUUCUCUUCAUGCUCGGCGAUGAGGAGAAGUCGUUGAAAACGUUGUCACGACCACGGCUUGGAUAUAAUUGUCAAUGUUCUUACAUGUUUACGAGAGUGCCAAGCACGUCUGCACAAUUGCCAGAAGGCGUGUUGCGAAAAAUCAUUCAGAGAAACUUCCCUGAGUCUUCCAAAAGCAUUCAGUCACCGCCAGGAGUACCUUCAGGGUCUUUUGGAUUUUGUCAAAAGUGCAAUGGCCAGAGUUUCUUGCCUCCUCAAAAUUAUGAUAGCUACAAGCAAGUUCUGGAAACUCCGACCAAUGCAACUGAAGUGUUGCGUACCUGCGGUAACACUGUCGGUGAAGGAAGUGUUGGAAUGUCUAGAUCAAACAGUUUAGAGGCUUUAAUGGAAGCUAGCAGCGUUGUUGAAUUACCUAUGCCCCGGACGAGAAAGAUAAAGAAGACUGAUUCGCGUCAAGAUACUGGGUUCACGAAGACGCUUUUACAGAAUAAAAUAAAAAGCGAAAGCACGCAAGGAGGAAAUAAUAUCGAAACUUCUUACACGUGGGGUUUAGUUUUACAAGGUUUACCAAAAAAGAAGAAGAGAAGAAAAAAGAAAGUUGCCAAGCAAGAAAGGAAUAAAGAGGAAAUUGAAGUAGAAAAAGAAUGGUGGUAUUGUAUACGGGAAGAAUGCCUUGCAAGUGCACGUUUUCCGACCAUUGAUCAACCAGUUGCUGAGUCACUUUGUAUCUUAGCGGAUUUAGACACUUGGCACGUUGGGAUUAUAUCCAAUAAUAUGCCCUCACACACUGCACCUUUACCAGUUGGUAUGUCGAGGCUUGUGUCCAACAUGCUGGAAGGCUUCGUCUACUUAUGGCGAAAAUAUCAUUCAGCUUCACAAUGCAUAGGCAUACUUGAAGCAAAACUGAGAGAAAUGUGGUUAAAAAGUGAAGCAUUGGCUGAAGUACUUCUAGCAACAGAAGUAUGCGAUGCUAGUAUUGCGAAUUUAACCAAUGUUCUCGACCUUGAUGCAGCAGAUAUACCACUUCUACUCGCAGUUGCAACUUCCCAUUCACCAGAGAUAGCACAAAGGUUUGGCCUCACUCUUACUUAACUGCAUCUCAUUACUGUUAUCACAAUUUUUAUUUAGUGACCAAUAGCUUUCUUUUUUAAUUUGAAGCACCAAUUGUGAAAACAUCUUUUCACUGAUUAGUAGGGAUAUAGAUAAUUAUUGUUUUAAGACUUUGUAUAUGUUACUAGAUCUUUGUCCACCCUUUAAAUGAAAUAAUUUUAGGUAAUAUACAAAAAAUCGGAAUUUGCAUUUAAAUAGUGAAAUUAAAUAAAUAUUUUAUUCUAUUUAAUUGUUUUUAAUGUAUUAGUAAAUCUCAAGUGCAAAUAAUUAAAUAUUUUAGAGACUUUUAAUUCAUUUCGAAGGCCGGAUGAUGAUCAAACUUUUUUUAAAACAAGACACAAUAUUUAAUGUACAUACACGAAAAUAAUAUAGUCUUUUAUAUGUAGAAUGAUUAUAAAAUUAUAUUUCAGUUAUUAAAAAUUAUAAACAUAAUUUAAAAACAAAAAUGCGUAACCAUUUUUUAUAAAACACAAAAAUAUAGUUUUAUGUACUCUGUAAGAGUAUAAAACCUAAAUUAAUUUUAUAUUUAAACUGUUUUAGAUUUUCCAGCGUUGUAACUUUUAUAUUGUUUUUCGUAAAUCUGUAACUAUAAAACUAUUUGAAUUUUAACACGAAAAAUGGUUUUCAAAAGAAAUAAA
Molecule: messenger RNA, 4280 nt
Organism: Megachile rotundata (alfalfa leafcutting bee)
Lineage: Eukaryota; Metazoa; Arthropoda; Insecta; Hymenoptera; Megachilidae
Product: folliculin-interacting protein 2
Cellular component (GO): cytoplasm
Molecular function (GO): ATPase inhibitor activity; protein-folding chaperone binding
Source: RefSeq, a predicted model, not a curated record